Messenger RNA from Ilex paraguariensis (yerba mate), 1002 nucleotides. Lineage: Eukaryota; Viridiplantae; Streptophyta; Magnoliopsida; Aquifoliales; Aquifoliaceae. The record is from the annotation of a GenBank genome assembly.
CUUGUUUCAGCUUCAGGAAAAAUGUCGAGCUCUCUGCGACGGUUCGCGAGCCAUUCUCGCCAGGCCUUUCGAUCCAAUGCCGCCCCAUUCUCAAGACUACUAUCUACAGACUCGUUGGUUGAGAUCUACCCCGGAGAGAUAGGUAGGGUCUCUGGUAUACCCGAAGAACACCUUCGAAGGAGGGUUGUAAUCUAUUCACCUGCUCGAACUGCUACUCAACAAGGAUCAGGAAAAGUUGGAAGGUGGAAAAUCAAUUUUAUUUCAACCCAAAAAUGGGAAAACCCUUUGAUGGGAUGGACAUCCACAGGGGAUCCAUAUGCUAAUGUUGGUGAUGCUGCACUGAGUUUUGACAGUGAAGAAGCUGCAAAAGAAUUUGCUGAAAAACAUGGCUGGGAGUACACAGUUAAGAAGCGCCAGACACCACUUUUAAAGGUCAAGGCAUAUGCAGACAACUUCAAGUGGAAGGGCCCUCCCAAAACGGAGGAAUACUGAAUUAUCUCUCACCUGUUAGGUUUGUUGUUUUCUUGGGAUACCCGGGCAGAGAUUACGCCAUGAAGCUUGCAUUUUCUUUGUUGCUUGUUUUCUAGCAAGUGAUGUUGGUGAAGUUCCAUUGAAGACUGCUGUCUCAAAUAGGCUACUUGAUUUUAAUAAAUCGAACUCUUGUGUAUUUCUAUUUCUCAUAUGAUGGAAAUAUCUCGGAUUCAUUCUCGUCUUGAUCCACCAUGGAAUCUGCAAAAAAACAUUCUAAGAUUGACAACCUGAACAUUUACCGUUAGUCAUUGGUUAUUUGUAUGCCGAUGACACCUUGAACAUUUACCAUUAGUCAUUGGUUUUAAAGGAGGAACACUAUCCCAUCCCCUUCACUCAGACUGGUGAGGUCACGGGAACUGAAACUGUAUGUAUAUAUGGGACAAACCUUCCAAUGGUCCCCUACUUCAAGAAUGUGGAUUUAAUAAAUGUAUGGAACCAAUUGCAUUGUGAUGUUUAUUUUUUGUAGUUCAA